This is a messenger RNA of Rhinocladiella mackenziei CBS 650.93, 513 nucleotides long. RefSeq lists its product as uncharacterized. Lineage: Eukaryota; Fungi; Ascomycota; Eurotiomycetes; Chaetothyriales; Herpotrichiellaceae. The transcript has a single exon. The coding region runs from base 1 to 513 and encodes 170 amino acids. The record is from RefSeq and is a predicted model, not a curated record. Gene Ontology annotation, molecular function: acyltransferase activity, transferring groups other than amino-acyl groups.
AUGUCCGCAACAGGACACCAUAUUUCUAUAAACCCCGUCCGAAACACCACCGACCUAGCAGACACUACCUCCCUCUUCUAUGCUUAUGCCAGUUCUUUAGGUUUCGAUCUCGCUUUUCAAAACUUUGAUGCAGAAAUGGCGGGCAUGCCGGGUAAGUAUUCUCCGCCCGAAGGAGAACUACUACUGGCACGGAAUGCGGCUGGCAAACCCAUUGGCUGUGUUGGGUUGCGUCCACUCCCUUCCACUGGUGAGGGCGCGACUGUAUGCGAGAUGAAGCGCCUAUACGUCACUCCAUCAGGACGGGGUACUGGGGUGGGGAAGGCAUUGGCUUCAUCGAUCAUCGCCGCGGCGGAGAGACUCGGAUAUGGAGAGAUGAGGCUGGACACUCUACCGAGGAUGGUCGCUGCUCUCAACAUGUAUCGCGCAUUUGGAUUCGAGGAUAUUGCGGCGUAUUAUGAAACGCCGAUGGAAGGAACUCACUUUCUGUCCCUCAGACUCCCUAGACGGCAGUAG